GUCGUCUAGGGCGCCCUCAGUCCACACGCAAGCAUGGAGUGCUACGGAGCAAACACGUACAAGCCAGUGUGCGAAUGGGUGAUCUGCCUCGAGGAUCGUAUUCCCUACCACGCCGUGCCUGGCGGAGAAGACAGCGGAGAGACUAUCUACAUUGGUCGUGCCGUCCACAACGGUAGCGUCAUCCCGGGCAAGGUGGUGCCGUCCCACAAAUGCUGCUACGUGUCCGACGACGGCGCCGAGCAUAGCCACCAUGAGUACCAGGCCCUUGUCACGGAGAGCAGCCAGUUCGACUGGAUCCCAGCCUCCGACGGAUCCCUGCCCACCGGCGCUGUUCAAGGCGGCUCGUGCGCGACCGGCGAGCUUCUUUACAUCGGUCGGACGUACCACGAGGGCACCCUGACUAUCGGAAAGAUCCAUCCGUCCCACGGCUGCCUCUACAUUCCCUACGGCGGUGAAGAGCACUGCUACCGGGGCUACGAAGUGCUUGUUUGCAAGACCGUCAACUUUUGAGCAUUGAUGGAGAGGCCCCAGAACUGGCCAAGGUAGCGGUUGGAUGAACUAGCACAGUGGCUCAGAUGGCAUUCUCUUUUCAAAGUCUACGAGGUGGAGGAUCACCGAGACACAAGGACUAAUAAGCUUUUCAGUUCAGUUUAUGUCGCUGUUUGUGGGUUUAAUAAAGCGCAUGUGUAGCACC
Messenger RNA from Ixodes scapularis (black-legged tick), 694 nucleotides. RefSeq names its product natterin-3-like. The transcript is spliced from 3 exons. NCBI's taxonomy places the organism in Eukaryota, Metazoa, Arthropoda, Arachnida, Ixodida, Ixodidae. The coding region runs from base 34 to 510 and encodes 158 amino acids. The record is from RefSeq and is a predicted model, not a curated record.